UCUUCACCCCUAAGUCUCCUCACAUUUGUCAUGCUGCAUUGCGUCCACACAAACACAAACACAAACACAUAUGUAUAAAUAGCAAUCAAGAAUUGUGCAAAAUAGGAAAAGCAAGAAAUGGGAGGUGCAACAAAAGAUGUAUUGAUAGUGCCCUUUUUCGGUCAAGGCCAUCUCUUCCCAUGUGCUGAGCUCUGCACACACAUUUCCUCUUACAACUGCAACUCAAUCUUCAUCAUCCCUUCUCAUCUCUCCUCCUCCAUUCCUUCCGAUCUCCACCUCAAUCCUUCCAUUGAAGUCGUCCAAAUCGAAUCCUCGGAGGAGACACUGCCACGGGAUGCUACUGAUGGAGAUUGGCCCGCUCCGGGGCCCCACCAUCACCGCCAGCUGUGCCAGGGGAUCGAGUCCUUCCUCUCCGGAAGGUUCGAGAAUUCCCCGCCCGCAUUCGUGGUGAUGGACGUGAUGAUGAACUGGAGCAAGCACAUUUUCAAGAAAGCCAACAUACCUAUUGUGUCCUUCUUCACCUCUGGCGCCUGCGCAGCUGCAAUGGAGUAUGCUGCGUGGAAAGCUCAUGUGGAUAACAUCGGGCCUGACCCGGCCCGGAUGCUACCUGGGCUGCCCGAUAGCAUGGCCCUGAGCUAUUCUGAUACUAGGAGACAGGAUCGCCGGCGGCAUGAGCUGGGCGGUGGCAGAGGCAGAGGCAGAGGAGGAGGCCGGGGGAGCGAUGGGGCGAACUUCGGGCGCCCGCGAUUAGGGCAGCACGCACGCUGGAUGGAUGAGACGGAAGGCUCUACUGCUCUGUUAAUCAACACUUGUGAUGCUCUCGAAUCUCCUUUUCUCGAGUACCUUACAGGCCAAGCUGAGAAGCCCGUUUUCGGCGUGGGGCCGUUGCUGCCGGGGACGUUCUGGAAGUCAAUUGGCUCAGUUGUUCGUGACCGAGACAGCAGGCCGUGGCGCGAAACGAACUACACGGAAGAUGAGGUGAUCCAAUGGCUGGACUCGAAGCCUGGUGGCUCUGUCAUCUACGUGUCGUUUGGUAGCGAGGUGGGCCCGUGUAUGGAGGAGUAUGAUGAGCUGGCAGAGGCAUUGGAAGAGACGGAGAAAUCGUUUAUAUGGGUUAUCCAGGCCGGAGCUGGACGGCCAGGCCCACCUGCGAGCCUUUUUGGUGGGAGAGCCACGCCAGAUACUAAAGAAGGAGGGUACGAGCCCCGUGGCUUGGAAGAAAGGGUUGGGAAGAGAGGCCUUAUCAUAAAGGGAUGGGCGCCACAGUUGUCAAUACUCAGCCAUCCCUCGACGGGAGGAUUCUUGUCGCACUGUGGGUGGAAUUCGACCAUGGAGGCAAUUGCUUGCGGCACCCCUAUCAUGGCCUGGCCAAUCAGGGGAGACCAGUUUUACAAUGCCAAGCUGGUUGUCAAGUAUCAUCAUGUUGGCCAUAUGCUUCCUGGUAUAGAUGAUCAAAUGGAAAUGGUGAAGAAGGGCAAUAUAAUUCAAGGGAUUAACCUGGUGAUGGAUGAUGGAGAAGUUCGCGGUCGAGCAACUGCCUUGAGAAGAAUCUUCGAGGGUGGUUAUGGUUAUCCCUCGAGUUCUGCUGCAUCGGUCAAGGCAUUGGUUGAGCUUAUAAGAAAGUAGCCUGAUUUCCCACCUAUCAAACAGAGCAUACAUCAAGAAUUUAUGGAGUGAUUAUACUUUUUGUUAGUGUGAAGAAACCAGUUGCAGCAUGUGUUUUCUGUUGACGUGCAUCGUGUUUAUGUAGUUAGUUCAUCAAGGGUAGCAAGCUCUACCCGUUUUAUACAAUUGUUUGAUUGUGUUUGCCUA
Salvia splendens (bonfire salvia) is the source of this 1812-nucleotide messenger RNA. RefSeq names its product UDP-glycosyltransferase 73B4. Gene Ontology annotation, molecular function: UDP-glucosyltransferase activity. The record is from RefSeq and is a predicted model, not a curated record. The transcript has a single exon. Bases 118 to 1626 code for a protein of 502 amino acids. Lineage: Eukaryota; Viridiplantae; Streptophyta; Magnoliopsida; Lamiales; Lamiaceae.